Messenger RNA from Adineta ricciae, 1410 nucleotides. The record is from the annotation of a GenBank genome assembly. Lineage: Eukaryota; Metazoa; Rotifera; Eurotatoria; Adinetida; Adinetidae.
AUGCAACUCCUGUGUAAAAUAGUCUUCGUUGCCUUUUGCCACUGUGUUAUUCUCGUGAAUAGUUUUGAUCCACUGAGACGCCAAUUAGCAAGUGUGCCCCAUACGCCAUUACGCCCCAGCGAUGAUCCUGGUCAGCCACUCUUCCUCACACCUUACAUCGAAUCCGGCCAUAUCGAUCAAGCUAGAAAUCUUAGUCGAGUAGAUCUACAACCAGAUUAUGCCUACUCAUCUUAUUCUGGCUACCUCACAGUCAAUAAAACUCAUGAGAGCAAUUUGUUCUUCUGGUUCUUUCCGGCACAGAGUGGAAACACCAGCGCACCAUUCCUCGUCUGGUUACAGGGCGGACCAGGUGCGUCAUCACUUUUUGGUCUAUUUGCUGAACAAGGCCCAAUUAUGGUUGAUAAAGACAAAACUCUACAUCCACGAAAUAUCACCUGGAACUCGAAGUAUCAUCUUCUCUACAUCGAUCAACCCGUCGGAACCGGUUACAGUUUCACGAAGAGCGAACAAGGUUAUGUACGUAAUGAAGAUGAAGUUGCUCGUGAUCUUUAUUCAAUGUUAACACAAUUCUUUCAAGUAUUUCCUGAAUACGUUCCAAGUCCAUUCUAUGUGACGGGUGAAUCGUACGGUGGCAAGUACGUUCCAGCGAUUGUAUAUAAAAUUCAUAUGGAAAAUCCAUCGGCGAAAGUGAAGAUCAACCUGAAAGGCAUGGCAAUCGGUGACGGUUUAAUCGAUCCAUACAAUCAAUGGGAUUACGGUUCUGCAUUGUACCAGUUUGGAUUGAUUGAUGAGGUGGAAUUGGAACGAGUUAAUCUCGAGUCUGAUCUAGCACGGACUGCCAUCGAACUUAAACAAUAUUUGGUAGCGUACGCAUUAUUCAGUAAUUUGUUAGAUGAAUUUUAUACCGAUAAAACAGGUUUACAUAAUGUUUACAAUUAUUUGCAAACACAAAUGUCCGAUUCGUUUAAUUAUUACAUUCCAUGGGUAACUGCAAGUGACAAUCGUCGCAAAAUACAUGUCGGAAAUCUAAGAUACAACGAUGGUGAUGUAGUUGGUAUUGCUCUCGCUAACGAUAUGAUGCAGUCGAUCGUGAACAAAGUCACAGUUAUUGCAAAUAGUAACUAUAAAGUUUUAAUCUACAACGGACUGCUCGAUGUUAUCAUUGCUUCACCGUUGACUAUGAAUUGGUUGGACAAAUUCGAGUGGCAAUACGCGGAUGAUCUUCGCCAUGCUGAACGAAAGGUUUGGAAAGUGCAAGAUGACGAUCGCGAAGUUGCUGGUUAUAUCAAACGAGCGCAUUCGUUCUUUGUUGCAUGGGUACGAAAUGCUGGUCAUAUGGUUCCGGCUGAACAGCCUCGCGCAGCAUUUGACCUUAUCGAUCGAUUCGUGUCAGCUUUAGAAAAUGAAUAG